AUGUUGGAGCCUCCAGAGCCCAGUCAGGAGAUUGUGGAGUGGCUGGCCACCCUCCGCCUGUCCCAGUAUACCUCAUGUUUCCAGCAGGGAGGAUACCAAACAUUGGAAGACUGCAAGGACAUCACAGAAGAGCGCCUUGUGGAGCUUAAAGUGGUUCCAACAGGCCAUCGGAGGCGCAUCCUCCGCAGUUUGGAAGCACGAGGGGUGAAGAAGCCGGUGCCACAUCCGAGGCAUAUCUUUCUAAAAGAUAAAACGAGGGGGACUUCAUGUCAGCACCAUCAGCCAAAGGAGAGGAUGGAAUAUGAGUUGGAGGGGAGUCAGACUUUGCCUCCAGGAGCAGGACUGGGAACAGAAAUGGAGGACGGAUACCUCGGCCCGCCUAAACCGGCCCCACGUAAUCCCCAGAACAUCCGAACAUCCAUGUCUGUACAUACCAGCAUCCCUCCUUCUGUGUCCUCCAGCAGCAGCAGCAGCAGUGAAUCCAUCUGCAUUUCAGAAAUGCCUUCAGACUGGGAAAUUUGCUCAGAGGACCCCUCCCUGUCAAGCAGCGACUCUGUCCGCUGUUCUGCUGAAAUACCCAACCUAACAGUGACUGAGGGCCAUGGGAGUUUUCAUGGUGAAAUGGUGGAGAACUCCAUCUAUGAGUCACAGCCUUGUUUUAAGGUUCCUGGCGGUCCGCGGCUCACUCGCUCCUACAGGCUGAGGCACCGGCCCGUUCCUGAAAUCCCGUAUCAGACAAUACCACCAUUUCAGGACAGGAGCACACCACCAGCACAAACAACCAGCCCUGAACACCUAACUGGCUCCGAAGGUCCCACUGGUGCAAACGGCGUACGGAAAGCUACACUUCAAAGAACCCUGACGCCUAUUGCUCCCUACGGAGAAAUGUUCCUGUACAACAACCCUGAAAGCCCUCCGGACCAAGGUGUUAAAGAGGGUUUACAGAAGGGGUUUAAGGACAUGAUAAAGCAGAAGAAACAGAGGAAAAAGUCACCUAAACAAAAAGCGUCAAAGGACAAAGGUUCUCCACCAGCUCCAGCUAUCGCAGACCGCUACAAAGAUGAGUAUUCAACAGUGGAUGAGUGUGUCAGCAUUUUGCCGCGAGCCAUUUCGGACCAAAGUUUCACCCUGACCCCUGAAACUCUUGCCGUUGGUCCAGUUGCCUCUGGCCCUAAGGAUGGAUCCUUGAUCAUGGUGGAUUGUGACCUCUACUCAGAGCCUGCAGAAGCCCUGGGGGGUGUGAGCAGAAAUGCAUUGCCUGAUAUUUCUCCAUAUGCAUGCUUCUAUGGAGCGCCCAAACACCAGGUGCUCAAAGUGGGCUGGCUGGACAAACUGUCACCUCAAGGAAAAUGUGUUUUUCAAAGGAGGUGGGUGCGAUUCGAUGGUGAGAGUCUGGCCUACUACAACAAUGACAAGGAGAUGUACUCCAAAGGUAUGAUCCUGGCCAGUGCUAUCAGACAGGUACGAGGACUGGGUGAUAACAAGUUUGAGGUAGUCACCUCACUUCGGACCUUCAUAUUCCGGGCUGAAAGAGAAGGGGAGCGCCAGGAGUGGAUGGAAACUCUUCAGACGGCCACGCGCCCCCCUGCCUGCGGCUCCCAGAAGCCCUCCGACAGCCUCUCCCACCCCUCCUCCACAAACAAACGAGGUUUGCUGGAGCUCCGUGGUUACAAAGGCAGAGUGCUGGUGUCCCUGGCGGGGAGUAAAGUCAGGCUCUGCAAAACAGAACAGGACUAUAAAGCGGGGCUGGCUAUUGCUGAAGUGGAACUGACUGCUGCCAAUAUUAGAGACAUGGACCGCAGGGGCUUUGAAGUCAACACACCCUUCAAGAAUUUCUGCUUCACGGCCGAGUCAGAACGGGAGAAGGAGGAGUGGAUUGAAGCGGUCCAAGAAUCGAUCGCUGAGACACUCUCCGACUAUGAAGUGGCAGAGAAGAUCUGGUUCGACGAGGCCAACAGGAGCUGCGCCGACUGUCGCGCCCCGCAGCCGGAGUGGGCGUCUGUCAAUCUGGGUGUGGUCAUCUGUAAGAAAUGUGCAGGACAACACCGCUCCCUCGGCCCGAGUAUUUCCAAAGUGCGGAGCUUGAAGUUGGACAGCAGUAUCUGGAGCAAUGAGCUAGUGGAGCUCUUCCUGGAGGUGGGGAACAAGAAUGCUAACAGUUUCUGGGCUGCUAAUCUUCCCUUGGAGGAGGACCUGCACAGCGGGGCCUCGGCGGAGCAGCGCGCCACGUUCAUCCGCAGGAAGUACAGGGAGAGGAAGUACCGGAGGGUCGUGGAGGGCUUUCAUGACCUGGAGCAGCUCAACCAGGGGCUGUGUGCAGCUGUGGUGUUGCCCGACGUGCUGCAGACCAUGGCGCUGGUCUUCAGUGGGGCAGAUGUUAUGUGUGCCACUGGAGAUCCAACCUACUCCACCCCCUAUCUCUUGGCUCAACGUGCUGGACAGAAGCUACAGAUGGAGUUUCUGCACCAGAACAAACUAUCUGAUUUCCCCAGACUCGAGCAGUGGUCGGAGAAUCCCUCGCUGUCUGACACUUCCCUCUUCAUGGAUGGCUUCCUCUACAUCUCCUCUGGCCCUGCCAAGUCGACGUUGGAGCGCCGCAGAAGAGAUGACAUGACACGUCGUUGGUGCACGCUGGAGGGUGGCUUCCUGAGUUACUAUGAGAACGAGAGAAGCCCGUCGGCCAUCGGCAGGGUGGAUGUCACCGCGGUGGUUAGCCUGGCCAUCAGCAACACGGAGACAAUGACUGGAGCUGGGGCUGUGUUUACCGUGGAGCUGUACCUGCGGACCGAGCGAGCGCUGGUUGUCGGAGCUGAAACACAGGAAACGCAGCAUGACUGGAUCCAGGCACUGACAAAGUGCUUCGUCCCGUCCAAAGUCGAGGGACUGGUGCAGAAAGACAGUGAGCUGAUUGGCAGACUGCACUACAAAGAGGGGCAUGACCUGUACCACUGGAGGUUGGGCUGGUUUAUGCUGGAAGGCUCUGCUCUGCACUUCGGCUCAGGAGAAGAGGAGGGCGAGCAGGAAGUCCUUCAACUCAAACAACUACAGGAGCUCACUGUCUCCACACAUACCGAGGGCGAGGACAAGAUCCAAGUCUUGCUGAUGGUGGAGGGCAGAAGAACAGUUUACAUCCAUGGCUUCAACAAGACGGACUUUGCACUGUGGCACUCUGCCAUCACAAUGGCCGCUGACACAGAUGGCAAGGCCCUCAGUGACCAACAGCUGACUAAGAAUGGAGUCCCUAUUAUAGUCGACAGUUGCAUUGCUUUUGUCACUCAGUAUGGUUUAUGCAAAGAGGGGGUCUACCAGAGGCCCGGGGACCCUGGUAGAGUCGCCUUGCUCCUGCAGGAUUUCACCCGCAGUGCCCGUAAUGUGAAGCUGAGAGAGAAGGAGCACCAGCUGGAGGACGUGACAGACACCCUCAAGAGCUUCUUAACCCAAGCCGAGGACGCGCUGCUGACCAAGGAGCUCUAUCCAUACUGGGUGUCUGCCCUAGAUGAGAAGGAUGAGAGGCAGAGAGUGAAGAAAUACUCCACUUUCAUAGAGAGUCUGCCAAAGAUAAACAGGUCAACCCUCGAUGCUCUGCUGCAACAUCUGUACAGGAUCCAGCAGUGUUCUCACAUCAACCACAUGCCGAGCGAAAAACUGGCCUCCGUCUUCUCCUCCUGCUUGUUCCAGACUCGGGGACAAACCCCACAGGAAAUUAGCGUGGUGCAUGACCUCAUCAACAACUACAUUACACUCUUCAGUGUCAAUGAAGACCAGGUGCAACAGAUGGAGAGAGAGAAUAGUUUCAUCACACGCUGGAACGACAAGAAGGACACCACAUUCUCUCCAGCUGGGGACUUGAUCUUCGAGGUGUACCUGGAAAAGAGAGAGCCAGAGAACUGCUGUUUAAUCAAGGUCUCUCCCAGCAUGUGCUCAACGGAGCUCGCUGAAACGGCGUUGAGCACGAAGAACGUCGCCUUCAGCGGUGAUGACCUCUGGACCACCUUUGAAGUCAUUGAGAAUGGAGAGCUAGAGCGCCCGUUGCACCACAGUGAGAAGAUUCUUGAGCAGGUGUUGGAGUGGAGUACCUUGGACUGCCCAAGCUCAGCUUUUCUUGUUAUAAAGAAGUUUGCAGGGGCCAAAGGAGUGGCUGGUGGGAAAGCAGACCAAAGGCAGUUUAUUAAAGGCGACCAUCUGAAGUUCAAUGAUGGAUCCUCCAAACUGCUGUCGGGGCACAAAUUCCAAGACAAAUAUGUUGUACUACGUGCAGAGAAGCUGCUGCUCUACAGAGAUAUCAAAAGCACUAAAGCAGAGAAAGUGAUCCAGCUCAAGUCUCUGAAAUGUUACCUAGGCCUGAAGAAAAAGCUCAAACCUCCAACCAGCUGGGGCUUCACAGUCUACACUGAUAAACAACAAUGGCAUUUGUGUUGCGAGAAGAGGGAGGAGCAGUUCAGCUGGGUGACGGACAUAAUCAGGAUGAAGUACGGUUCUGACCUCUGUUCGAAGACCGUUAACUCAAAAAAAGCUGCAGAUAACAAGUUGUCCAGAGGAGCAGCUGUGACUGAAAGCAUCAAUUGCAGCAAACAGGUUUGCCCACAACUGAUCCACAGGAGGAUUUCUCUUGGCGGUGGCAACCGGGAGACCACCAUGGAUGCUGGUCUGCACAACAACCUGCUCAAAGCCCCGGAGGUCCCACACAGAAGAUCUUCUGUGGAUAUUGGCCAGCCUCCACAGUUCCCUUACCCGUCCCCGUCCCUGUCCACACACUCGCAGCCGAUGCCUUUGCCUCUUCCCCCUAAGAGUGGCUGUAAAAUCACCAGCAAGAGACCCACUCUGGGCGGGGAGGGUGUGAUACCGUCCAAUCUGCUGAAUGAACUGAGCUUGGUGCUGAGCAAGACCGGUCGCAAUGCAAAGAACAAUGACUGGCAGGAAGAGAAAUAAGCAGGAGGAAGAAAGGUACUGUGAGUUUGAAAUGUUAGAAGACAGAGAAAAGUGUGGAGACUGACAAAGAAAGAGCACACAAUGCACAUGAAGACUAAUAAAGUUGCUUUCAUGUCGGGGGGCGGGGGGGUCAUAGCCUGAAGACUGCUUUUGAACUCGGAUAUAUAAAGUGAUGCCGAUGCACAAGGGGAUGUGGAAAACAGGUGCAGGAGACAUUGGAGGUCACGCAGACCUCAGCUGGACAUGGCGCUGACAUAAGCACUACAAAACAUGAUUUAUAUACCGCUCUUCUGAAGUCUGAGAAUGCUACAGAAAUAUGUUCAGCUGUCAAACCUCAGAAGUUUCCAGAAAUACUCCAAACUGCUUGCUUCAUGCUUUUAUGUUUCCACUUACUUUAAAAAGGCUGUUUUGUCUUUCAUCUGAAAAGUAUUGAUUAUUUUGAUCUUUAGUGAAGCAUUUACCUUUUCUUCGUAGCACUUUUGCUCCAAGAACAGUUUAAUGUAGUUGCACACAUUAAAUAGCAUUCCCUCAUAUUUGUAAUUGUUAGUGGCAGGAUCUGCCAUUACAACAAAGAAUUAAAAUACUUGUAUGUGCAUAUCCAAUACAAAAUAGAAGAGCAAGUUUUAGGCCUCUAGCCGUUAACGGUGGCUAAUAGUCGCAUAUUUAAUUAGACAUGAGAUGAGUAUUUAUUUAUAAUUAUUUGUUAUUUUUUUAUAGCAGUUAACAUUGUAACCUUUAAUUGUAUCCACUGGCAGUGUUUUUUUUUUAGCAAAUGAUCCUGUGGCACACCACUUUUAAAAUUGCACUGGCCGCCACCAAAUGUAAUUUUAAUGUACAGUAUAAAUAUAUUAAUAAACUUUGCAAAAUGCUUUUACAUGCAGUGUUACUGACCAGUUUAAGCUUUAAUGAUACGUUAAUUCCGCUUGCCCAAUAUUUCAGUGGAGGUUGCACCAUCAUGUUCAGUGUUUUCUCUUAAUAACAAAAUAAUUUAAGCAAAAAAUUAGCCAAAUUUAGCUAGCUUGUCUGUUUGCUAGCUUGAUUUGGCAUGCACACCUCACAAUAUAAAAUUAUUGCUGCCUUACCCA
Molecule: messenger RNA, 6014 nt
Organism: Seriola dumerili (greater amberjack)
Lineage: Eukaryota; Metazoa; Chordata; Actinopteri; Carangiformes; Carangidae
Gene: arap2
Product: ArfGAP with RhoGAP domain, ankyrin repeat and PH domain 2
Exons: 33
Coding region: 1-4929 (1642 amino acids)
Biological process (GO): signal transduction
Molecular function (GO): GTPase activator activity; protein binding
Source: RefSeq, a predicted model, not a curated record